AGGUAGCAAAUGCAAUGGUGGCAAAUUGGGCUGGUCCUCCCGCUAUGCUUGCUAUUUUUCGUAAGUUUUUCGGUUCAUUUGCUGCACCACACAUUAUCCGCCAGAACAACUUCCAAAAUUUCCAGCAUUACUUUCUUCAAAAAACUAUUCCCUUAGCUAUGGCAGGACUUAGAAAUACCCAUGGGAUUUGCCCCCCAGAAGUGAUCCGUUUCCUAUUAGAUUUGUUCAAAUACAAUGACAAUUCUAAAAAUCGACAUUCCGACAAUUAUUAUAGAGCAGCAUUAGUGGAAGCAUUGGGUUGCACUAUAACCCCAGUUGUGUCAGUUUUGGCUCAAGGAACUCCUAUAACAGCAGAGAGCUUGAGUGCUGAUACAAAGUUGAUAUUGGAGGAAGUUACUAGACUGCUGAAUUUAGAGAAAGCAUUACCGUGCUACAAGUAUACCGUUUCCGUAGAAUGUUUAAAAGUUAUAAGAAAAUUGCAGAAAUUUGGCCAUUUGCCAAGCCGACCUACCUUGUUUAAGAGUUAUGCUGCAUAUGGAAAUUUCAUUGAUGUUAGGUUAGCAGCAUUGGAAUGUUUAGUAGAUUUUGUUAGAGCUGAUGGUAAAUGGGAAGAUCUUCAACAUGUUCUUGAUAUCUUGGAGAAUGAUCCAGAUCCUGGUUUGAAGCAUAAAUUGGCUACUUUAUUAAUAAAGAAUCCGCCGUUCAAAAGAGCUCAUCGGGGAAAGCUUGAUAUUCCUGAACUUGUAGAAAGGAUAUGGACUAAUAUAAAUUGUAUGCUGUCUCAUGAUACCAGGUUGCGCUGUGAUUUAGUUGAUCUUUACUAUAGUCUUUAUGGUACAAAACGCCCAGUGUGUAUUCCUGUAGCACAGUUAUCUGGAAUUAUGACUUCUAAUAAACAAGACAUUACCAAAAUCAAAAAGAUUCCUACGAUACCAAAAAUGCUAACAACCACAAGUGCUGAGGCUAAGAAAAUCAUAUCUCCUGCUUCUACAUCUAAAGAUGGAGCACCUCAAGUAAUAAUGGAAGCAGUGGAAUGCAUGAACGUAGAAGUAGUUGCCAGUGAGGAGAAAAUUGAAAAG
This is a messenger RNA of Leptinotarsa decemlineata (Colorado potato beetle), 1079 nucleotides long. It is a transcript of the gene Taf2, whose product is annotated as TATA-box binding protein associated factor 2. Gene Ontology annotation, biological process: transcription initiation at RNA polymerase II promoter. Gene Ontology annotation, cellular component: transcription factor TFIID complex. Gene Ontology annotation, molecular function: transcription cis-regulatory region binding; chromatin binding; metallopeptidase activity. Lineage: Eukaryota; Metazoa; Arthropoda; Insecta; Coleoptera; Chrysomelidae. The record is from RefSeq and is a predicted model, not a curated record.